Messenger RNA from Morchella importuna, 3168 nucleotides. RefSeq lists its product as uncharacterized. NCBI's taxonomy places the organism in Eukaryota, Fungi, Ascomycota, Pezizomycetes, Pezizales, Morchellaceae. Gene Ontology annotation, cellular component: cytoplasmic vesicle. The coding region runs from base 1 to 3168 and encodes 1055 amino acids. The record is from RefSeq and is a predicted model, not a curated record. The transcript is spliced from 12 exons. Gene Ontology annotation, biological process: regulation of Rab protein signal transduction.
AUGAACAACCCUCCCGGACUUGACCCUCCCCUGGCAGACUACUUCUGGAUAGCCGGAAUAGACUCCAUCUCUUAUGGAGAACAUCUGGCCCAGGACUCGAAGCCAGCCAGGCGAAGCUUCACAGAACAGUUGCUGGAGGCUAUCGAGGCAGAGGAAGAAGUACAAGAAAGUCUUCACGUUCCGAGAAAUGGCCCCUCCUCACAUGGAAUGCCCUCACCAGAUAGCACCGUGACCAUUGACCCAUUGUCUCCAAUCGGUGAUGUCGGUGAUGCUGUGGAGGCAACUUCUCCGGUACAAGCUAACCCUUCCAACAAUCUGAUCCGCAAUUCAUCAACCUCAAGCAGUUCUACAAUCACAAACAACAAUAGCACUGUUAGUGGUAGUGGCAACCUUAAUAACGAUGGUCGAGUGAGAACAUUCAAAGGAAUGACCGACGAUGACUUCGACAACGCGCUUUUGAAGUUUGCUGCUGAGCGAGACAGCUUUUUAGAUGAUCUUUCAUUCAGUGCGGGUACCAUUGUACCCCACAAGCCUGUCAUGCAUCCCCGCGCUCAGAGAGUUGUCAGUGAAGAUCUGGCUGCCCUUCAGAAAGCCCCCUCGCUGAGACGGAGAAUUUCCUUGAGGGACCUGACAUCCAUGCGGAGAGCUCCGUCUGUUAAUAGAUCUUCUACAGCAUCUGUUCGCACAGCCAGAAGAAUGUCGAAUUACAAUUCUGUCAUUCCUACCCCACAACCUCUAAAUUCCUCUCCAAAUAUGCAUCCCUUGAAACGCAAGUUCGAACCUGUACUUUUAGACAGAUAUCCACCAAAGCAUUUGACGGAGGAGACCAAACGACGUGGACCAUUCCCGGAUUACGUCCCGAUGUUCGCAUUUCCUAACGAUGUGAAUAUUGUCUCGUGUGAUGAGAGGCCUAGAUCCACAUGGCAUGGAUUUACAAUGACUGGUGGUGAUAAUGCACGUCUUCAUGGAAUAUGCAUAAUCAUUUGGAUCCCACUUAACCCUAGGGCUGCGGAAGAUCUUGAGAGGAGGUGUGAAGAAUGGAGAAGGGAUAACAUGACAGAUGAAGAGAGAGAGCUUGCUACUAGUUUAGGCGAAAGGCUGGCGGCGGAACGUACAAAGCUGUCUAAGCUUCUAGCAAAACUUCCGUCCGUGGUGAAUAAUCCUGAGGCAAGGGAGGAAUUGGAUGAUCAGAUUAUUGCCACAGAGGAGAAAAUUGGGCUUAUGGCAGAUCUCUUGCGUCCUGUGCGUCAUGGCGCAGCUUCGAAAAUUGAAGGACUGACCGAUGGCGAGACUGGAUUGUGGAUUCCUCGGGCGUAUGGUAUUCUGGGAAAAGAUUCUUCUAUGGUGAACUUUUGGAAGGAGUGGUUGAAGGCAAUUGUUGUGCCCAUGAUAAAUGGAUCAAUUCUUAGGGUUCCUCUUUCUUCACCAAAGAUUGGGAUGUGGCAGCCCUUGGAGAGAUAUGUUGUCAACCUCUGUUCCGAGGCUCCAGCACCCAACUCCUCAAGAACACAAAUUGAGUUGGCAAUUCGUGAGUUGAGGAUGUUUGCCAGGAAAGAGGCUGGGAAUGAGAUUCCAGGAAGCCGCACUACCGAUCUUUAUGCCUUGUUCAGGGCACUGUCUCUUCCCAACAUUGUAACAAUGUUUGAGUUUGCGCUUGCCGAGUCCCGGAUCAUACUCUUGUCAUCCCACACAUCUAUGUUGCAUAUUGCAACACGUGCUCUGAUCAGCUUAAUGUAUCCUUUACAAUGGCUUGGGAUCUACAUUCCUGUUCUCCCGGCUCGCCUUCUAUCUGCUCUUGAGGCUCCAUGUCCCUACAUCGUGGGUAUAGAGCGUCGUUAUGACAAACUUGAACUCCCUGAGGAGGAUUUUGUCUGUGUGGACCUUGAUUCCGACGUGAUCAUCUCAUCUACACCACCAGUACUCCUUCCAAGGCAGCAGAGAAGGAAGUUACUUUCAUUAUUACAGCUUGCCGCACCUCAUCAUAAUCGUUAUGGUGUGCCAGUAGGUCCUCCUCAGUACGCCAUUGAGACAUUCCCUCACAACUCUUUCAUGUCCGAAAAUUCCGGCAUAUUCACCCCAACACCUCAGCCCAGUACGCUUGCGAAACUAGUCAACUUGAAUUCAACCUCAUUCGGCGACGCUGUGGUUUCGGACUUUGCUCCACGACCUUUAGUAUUUAACGCAUUUUUACAGUCAAAAGGUGAGACCAGGUACGAAAGGCCGGGAACAAGUGGCACAGUUAGAGGGCAAUCCCCGCCCUCCCCCCACUCUCCAAAGUCCCAGAAUUACCCGCCACAAGGAACGAGUCUCUCCAGGAAUGAAACCGGAUUCACUUUGACUGCAACUUUGCGAGGCAAGAGGUCUGGAAAUUUCGAUGCUGCCUCUCGUAGGAGCUCUUCAUUUGGGUUUGAGCUGUUCAACGCUUAUCCCCCUUCCGUAUUUGCUCCAUCCACCAUUGCAGCAUCGACAGUCAUGCCGAACAUGUUAGUGCAGCCGUCAGAUGAGGGGAUUUACUGCUGCGCAAACUGUCGUGUUGCUGCACAUGCCCGCUGCUCUUCUCAAAUUGGUCUCCCAUGCCCUGUAGCUUUCCAUCCCGAUCAAAUACGUGCGGCAUUUGUCAGGUGCUUUGCAAGUUUAUUUUACACAUACCGCAAGUUUCUACUACCGGCCACUGGUGACGGGAAGAAAGCCGGGAAUAUUUACCGUUUCAACAUGGAGGGCUUUCUCAAGAGCAUGCCACAGGAAAACUCACUCUUCAUCCAGAUGCUUGAGCAGACCCAGGCCUUUAGCGAGUUCAUUCAUGACAGGGAGGCGAAAAAGCCCUCGGACCCGUCAAUUAAACUCUUUGAUGAAGUCAUCUUGUCCAAGAAGAACCGUGGAAAGUCUGGUUUCUUUUCGAAGUCCACGACGAACUAUCUUCAAGACACGUCCGACCAUAUAUGGCGUACUAUCACUAGUGGAUCACAAAGCUCAAGGCAUCCGACAGUUGCGAGCAAUAGAACGCCUGCUAAGCUCGACCCAACACUUAUGAAGGAGCCAGCUAGACCCAAAAUGCAACAGCAGCCACAGCAACAUGAAGUUCCUGUGAUUCAAGCUCCUACUGAAAAGGCGGAGAAACGCAAAACGAGGAGGUUGCAUAUGCCAACCCUGCAGAUCAAUGGGAAGUAA